AGCACAGUUUUCAAUCAGGACAGCAAAUCAGGAGUGUCUUCAUGAAGUCCACAGGCUGCAGCAGGACACUUUGAUCCUGAUCCUCCAACACUCAGGGAACCUUUGGGGGCACAGGAAGGUGCGUUCUCUAUGGUGGAGAUGAGCCUGGAUCCUGUGCAGGUGAUAAGUGGGCGGGUUGGGGAGCUCGAAGUCAACUCGCCGUCCAACGGGGACCCAGCAACACCGUGGGAAGAGAAAGAGGAGUUUGACAAGCAGAAAUCAGUCUCAGAGAGACGAGCCCGGAAAGUGGAGGGGGGCGUGUUCUUCCCCAAACCAGAGAAUGCUGUAACAAUCGCUGUUUCUUCCCGCGUCCUGUUUCGAACUGAGCGUGAGCAGAAGGUGUUUGAGCAGAAAGGAGUCGAGGAGUAUCUGAGAUACCAAAUCGAACACGAGAAUGAACCCUUCGCCCCCGGACCAGCGUUUCCUUUCGUGAAGGCUCUGGAGGCAGUGAACAGUCGCCUGCGAGAGCUUUAUCCACAAAGUGAAGAACUGUUCGACAUUGUUUUGGUGACCUACAACCAUGCACACGUCGGAAUCCGACUUAUUAACACCAUCAACCACCACAACCUGUUCAUUGAGAGGUUUUGUAUGACGGGAGGAAGCAGUCCCAUUGGCUAUCUGAAGGCGUGGCACACCAACCUCUACCUGUCCGCUGAUGCUGACAAGGUCAGAGAGGCGCUGGCUGAAGGGAUCGCAGCAGCCACCAUGUUCAUGCCGGGAAAACUGACAGAAGUGUCACAGUCGCAGCUGAGGGUAGCGUUUGACGGCGACGCCGUCCUCUUCUCCGAUGAGUCAGAGCGGAUCUACAAGGCCCACGGGUUGGACAAGUUCUUUGAACACGAGAAAGAAAACGAGGACACGCUGCUCGACCACGGUCCCCUGAAGGGGUUUCUGGAAGUACUGGGACACCUCCAGAAGAAGUUUUACGCUAAAGGCCAGCGUCUGGACUGCCCCAUCAGGACGUAUUUAGUAACAGCUCGUAGUGCUGCCAGCUCUGGGAUCCGGGCGCUGAAGACUCUCCGGGCAUGGGGAUUGGAAAUUGAUGAGGCCUUAUUCCUUGCAGGGGCACCAAAGGGCCCAAUGUUGGAGAAGAUCAGGCCACACAUCUACUUUGAUGAUCAGAUGUUUCAUGUGGAGGGAGCAGCAGAGAUGGGCACGAUUGCUGCCCAUGUGCCAUAUGGCAUCGCACAAAAUCAUACCACAAAGAAAACCACUGUGAGAAAAUAAGACCUCUGGAUGGAAGUAGACCAGUAGUUGAGGG
Thalassophryne amazonica is the source of this 1300-nucleotide messenger RNA. Its product is annotated as cytosolic 5'-nucleotidase 1A-like. The transcript has 8 exons. Gene Ontology annotation, cellular component: cytoplasm; cytosol. Gene Ontology annotation, molecular function: magnesium ion binding; 5'-nucleotidase activity; nucleotide binding. The record is from RefSeq and is a predicted model, not a curated record. Gene Ontology annotation, biological process: nucleotide metabolic process; adenosine metabolic process. The coding region runs from base 130 to 1266 and encodes 378 amino acids. Lineage: Eukaryota; Metazoa; Chordata; Actinopteri; Batrachoidiformes; Batrachoididae.